AUGGAUAUAUCAGAGGAGGAAAAGCAAAAGAUUAGAGAGAAAGUUGAGAAGCUCAAGAAUUCCAGAUUUAAGCAACAGACACUCCCAGCUUGGAGACCCAUUCCUUCAUUCAAGUCCACAAUGAUCACCUUUACUGUUUUUGGUAUCAUCUUCUUGGCUCUUGGUAUUGCUCUUUAUGUGAUGAGUGAUCAAAUUAAAGAGGUAACUUAUCAAUACGAUGAUGAUGAGACUUGCAAAUAAAAUAUUGGUGAGGGGAAAAAAUGUACAGUUCCAAUCGUUAUUAAAGAAGGUAUUGAUCAACCAAUCUACGUUUACUAUCAACUUGACAACUUCUAUCAAAAUCACAGAAGAUAUGUGAAGUCCAGAAGUUUUGAUUAAUUGAAAGGAAAAUAAUUGAGCACAAGUGAUGUUAACACUGAUUGUGACCCAAUCGUUAAGAAUAAGGAUACUGGUAAAACUACUAGCAUCAAUGGGAAACCACUUAAUGCUGAUGAUGUUGCCUGGCCAUGUGGUCUCGUAGCAAAGAGUUUCUUCAACGAUAACUACACACUUGCAGAUCCCAAAGGAGCUGUUGUUGACAUUAAUCAAAAAGGCAUCGCUUGGGAAAGUGAUAAAGAAUAUAAAUUCGCUAAUUGGAAAGGCAAUAACUCUGCUGUGACCUAUAAGGAUGUUCAAUGGAUUGAUGUUGAAGAUGAGCAUUUUAUCGUGUGGAUGAGAACAGCUGGUCUCCCAAGCUUCAGAAAACUCUGGGGUAAGAUUGAAAAAAGACUUGAACCAGGUACAUAUCAACUGACAAUCGACAACAGAUACGACGUUUCCAGCUUCGAUGGUCAAAAGAGCUUCGUUCUCUCUACUACCAACACACUCGGUGGCAAAAACUACUUCUUGGCAAUUUGCUACAUUGUGGUUGGUGCCCUCUGCAUAUUAUUCGCCAUCAUAUUCCUAGUCGCCUUCCUUAAGAAAAGAAGCAGCAGACACAAUGAUUGA
This is a messenger RNA of Stylonychia lemnae, 987 nucleotides long. NCBI's taxonomy places the organism in Eukaryota, Ciliophora, Spirotrichea, Sporadotrichida, Oxytrichidae. The record is from the annotation of a GenBank genome assembly.